CGUGCCGCCGGCGCCCGGUUCCCGGAAGCGGCUGAUUGUCUGGCUCCCGCCGAGCGGACCGGCGCGACUGCCCGAGCUGCAGCAUCCCAGGAGCAGGAGCUCGCGAGCCACCGCCGCCCGAGCCGCGCGCCCCAGCCCCGCGGCAAGAUGCUGCCCGUGCACCCGGAGGUGAAGCCCAACCCGCUGCAGGACGCCAACCUCUGCUCGCGCGUGUUCUUUUGGUGGCUAAACCCCUUGUUUAAAAUUGGUCAUAAACGCAGACUAGAGGAAGAUGAUAUGUAUUCAGUGCUCCCACAAGAUCGCUCCAAGCACCUUGGAGAGGAACUGCAAGGGUACUGGGAUAAAGAGGUGUUGAGAGCGGAGAAGGAUGCACAGAAGCCUUCUUUAACAAAAGCAAUCAUAAAGUGUUACUGGAAGUCUUAUGUGAUCUUGGGAAUUUUUACAUUAAUUGAGGAAGGCACCAAAGUAAUUCAGCCUUUAUUUUUGGGGAAAGUUAUUAAUUAUUUUGAAAAUUAUGAUCCCACCGACUCCGUGGCCUUGUACGCAGCUUAUGGCUAUGCCACGGUGCUCACGGUCUGCACGCUCAUUCUGGCCAUCUUGCACCACUUGUAUUUUUAUCAUGUCCAGUGCGCCGGCAUGAGGUUGAGAGUAGCCAUGUGCCACAUGAUUUAUCGGAAGGCACUUCGUCUUAGUAACAUGGCCAUGGGGAAGACGACCACAGGCCAGAUAGUCAACCUGUUGUCCAAUGAUGUGAACAAGUUUGACCAGGUGACAAUCUUUUUACACUUUCUGUGGGCGGGGCCGCUGCAGGCCAUUGCUGUGACUGCCCUUCUCUGGAUGGAAAUAGGAAUAUCAUGUCUUGCGGGAAUGGUGGUUCUGGUUAUCCUCCUGCCUCUGCAAAGCUGCAUUGGGAAGCUGUUUUCCUCCCUGCGGAGUAAAACUGCAGCUUACACGGAUGCCAGGAUCAGGACCAUGAAUGAAGUUAUAACUGGAAUAAGAAUAAUAAAGAUGUAUGCUUGGGAGAAGUCAUUUGCAGACCUCAUUACCAACUUGAGAAAGAAGGAAAUUUCCAAGGUCCUGAGAAGCUCCUACCUCAGAGGGAUGAAUUUGGCAUCAUUUUUCGUUGCAAAUAAAAUCAUCCUGUUUGUGACCUUCACCACCUACGUGCUGCUCGGCAACGUGAUCACAGCCAGUCGUGUAUUUGUGGCAAUGACACUGUAUGGGGCUGUGCGGUUGACGGUCACCCUGUUCUUCCCCUCAGCCAUCGAGAGAGUGUCUGAAGCAGUCGUCAGCAUUCGAAGAAUCAAGAACUUCCUGCUACUUGAUGAGAUAUCACCGCAAGACCCCCAACUGCCACCAGAGGGUAAAAUGAUAGUGCAUGUGCAGGAUUUUACUGCUUUCUGGGAUAAGACAUCAGAAACCCCAACCCUACAAGGCCUGUCCUUUACUGUCAGACCUGGUGAACUGCUGGCUGUGGUUGGCCCCGUGGGAGCAGGCAAGUCUUCGCUGUUGAGCGCCGUGCUGGGGGAGCUGCCCCCGAGUCAGGGGCUGGUCAGCGUGCAUGGAAGGAUCGCCUAUGUUUCUCAGCAGCCCUGGGUGUUUUCAGGAACCGUGAGGAGUAACAUUUUAUUUGGGAAGAAAUAUGAAAAAGAACGAUAUGAAAAAGUAAUAAAGGCUUGUGCUUUAAAAAAGGACUUACAGCUUUUGGAGGACGGGGACCUGACUGUGAUCGGAGAUCGGGGAACCACACUGAGCGGAGGGCAGAAGGCGCGGGUGAACCUUGCAAGAGCAGUCUAUCAGGACGCCGACAUCUACCUCCUGGACGACCCGCUCAGUGCGGUGGACGCAGAAGUCAGCAAGCACCUGUUCCAGCUGUGUAUUUGUCAAACCUUGCACGAGAAGAUCACAAUUUUAGUGACUCAUCAGUUGCAGUACCUAAAAGCUGCAAGCCAUAUUCUGAUAUUGAAAGACGGUGAAAUGGUGCAGAAGGGAACUUACACUGAAUUUCUGAAAUCUGGAGUCGACUUUGCUUCUCUUUUAAAGAAGGAAAAUGAGGAAGCCGAACAGUCUCCAGUUCCAGGGACUCCUACGCUGAGGAAUCGCACCUUCUCUGAGUCCUCGGUUUGGUCUCAACAGUCUUCUAGACCGUCUUUGAAAGACGGUGUUGCAGAGGGCCAAGAUACAGAGAACGCACAGGCAGUGCAGCCAGAGGAAAGCCGUUCUGAGGGAAAGAUUGGCUUUAAGGCCUAUAAGAAUUACUUCACAGCUGGGGCAUCCUGGUUUAUCAUCAUCUUCCUCAUUCUGCUGAACAUGGCAGCUCAGGUUUCUUAUGUCCUUCAGGACUGGUGGCUUUCCUACUGGGCAAACGAACAAAGUAUGCUGAAUGUCACUGUCAAUGGGGAAGGAAAUGUAACCGAGAAGCUAGAUCUUAACUGGUACUUAGGAAUUUAUGCAGGUUUAACUGUAUCCACCGUCCUUUUUGGCAUAGCAAGAUCUCUGUUGGUAUUCUACGUCCUCGUUAAUUCUUCGCAAACUUUGCACAACAAAAUGUUUGAGUCAAUCCUGAAAGCUCCAGUAUUGUUCUUUGAUAGAAAUCCAAUAGGAAGAAUUUUAAAUCGUUUCUCCAAAGACAUUGGACAUAUGGAUGACUUGCUUCCCCUGACAUUUCUAGAUUUCAUCCAGACAUUGCUGGUGGUGAUCAGUGUGGUGUCUGUGGCCGUGGCAGUGAUUCCUUGGAUCGCGAUUCCGCUGGUUCCCCUGGCCAUCCUUUUCUUGGUUCUCCGACGAUACUUCCUGGAAACCUCGAGGGAUGUCAAGCGCCUGGAAUCUACAACACGGAGUCCAGUAUUUUCCCACUUGUCAUCUUCCCUCCAGGGGCUCUGGACCAUCCGGGCAUACAGAGCUGAAGAGAGGUGUCAGGAGCUAUUUGAUGCUCACCAGGACUUGCAUUCAGAGGCUUGGUUCUUGUUUUUGACGACAUCACGAUGGUUCGCCGUGCGCCUGGAUGCCAUCUGUGCCAUCUUUGUCAUCGUGGUUGCCUUUGGGUCCCUGAUUCUGGCAAAAACUUUGGAUGCUGGGCAGGUUGGCCUGGCCUUGUCCUACGCCCUCACGCUCAUGGGGAUGUUCCAGUGGUCUGUUAGACAAAGCGCCGAAGUGGAGAAUAUGAUGAUCUCAGUGGAGCGGGUCAUUGAAUACACGGAUCUAGAAAAAGAAGCGCCUUGGGAAUACCAGAAGCGCCCACCACCCACCUGGCCCCAGGAAGGCGUGAUCGUCUUCGACAACGUCAACUUCACCUACAGUCUAGACGGGCCUCUGGUAUUAAAGCACCUGACGGCACUCAUUAAGUCGAGAGAAAAGGUUGGAAUUGUGGGAAGAACAGGAGCUGGGAAAAGUUCCCUCAUCUCGGCCCUUUUUAGAUUGUCAGAACCUGAAGGAAAAAUUUGGAUCGAUAAGAUCUUGACAACUGAAAUUGGACUUCAUGAUUUAAGGAAGAAGAUGUCCAUCAUACCUCAGGAGCCUGUUUUGUUCACGGGAACAAUGAGGAAAAACCUGGAUCCCUUUAAUGAGCACACAGAUGAGGAACUAUGGAAUGCCUUAGAGGAGGUACAGCUUAAAGAAACCAUUGAAGAUCUUCCUGGUAAAAUGGAUACUGAAUUGGCUGAAUCAGGAUCCAAUUUUAGUGUUGGACAGAGACAGUUGGUGUGUCUUGCCAGGGCAAUUCUGAAGAAAAAUCGGAUAUUGAUUAUUGAUGAAGCGACCGCAAAUGUGGACCCACGAACUGAUGAGUUAAUACAGAAAAAAAUCCGGGAGAAGUUUGCGCAGUGUACUGUGCUCACCAUUGCGCACAGGCUGAACACCAUUAUUGACAGUGACAGGAUAAUGGUUUUGGAUUCAGGAAGACUGAAAGAAUAUGAUGAGCCGUACGUUUUGCUGCAAAAUAAAGAGAGCCUAUUUUACAAGAUGGUGCAGCAGCUGGGCAAGGCAGAAGCCGCUGCCCUCACUGAAACAGCAAAACAGGUGUACUUCAAAAGGAAUUAUCCAGAUAUUGCUCACAGUGGCCCUGUGGUUAUGAACACUUCCAAUGGACAGUCUUCAGCCUUAACCAUUUUUGAGACAGCACUAUGAUUCUGCCAGGAUGUCAAUCAAUUCCAAAGGCAUUUGUCUAUAGUUUUUGCACUGUGUAAACUACAUUGUAGUUUGUUUUUUUCCUUAACUCUAGCAACAAAUAUUUACACAUACAAGAUGUUAGUUUUCUUGGAUUUUCUCCCUUUUGAAAUUCAAAUGUUAUAGCUGUUCUUUUACAAUCUAAAUCAGAGGUGCAGACCACCAAUAAAAGGUGUCUACCAGGUUUUGUGCCUUAACGGACCCCAGAGCCAAAGCCCAUUUUGUAAGGAAUAGAAUACAGUUAUGACAGGGGUUUUUUGUUAUUAGUUUUGGGAUAAUUUUGUUUUGUUUUGAUUUUUUUUUUGUUGUUGUUGUUUUUUCUCCUCUGUUCCCCAAAAUAAGACACUAACCUCCAGUGGUAUCAGGGACUCUACUUACUUGAAGACUGUGUGAAGUUGCCAUUUUGUCUCACCACUCUCAACUAGGACUCCUUACUUUCCCCCAAAGGCCUCUGGUUAGAAUAGUACAGAUAAAACUAACAGGAAAAAACAAAACAACAAGAAAAAUGUACUUCAAGUAACAUUGUAGGAGGAAGAAUCCACCCUGCCCCGGCUCCAAAAAGAUAUGUGACUAAAGUAUAGGAGGACAAUAUUUUAUUAUAGGUUCUAAAAAAGAAAAUGCUUUCUUAAGUUGAGAGCCUUUAUUCGUGCUUCCAUAAUGAAGGAUACACAUGUGAACGUCCCUCAUCUAUAGAUUUGCCUGGCUCAGACAUGGAACUUCCUUGCAGUUUCUGACUCAGCAAGGUGAUACUUUCCCAAAAGGCCAAACAAUUCCAAAAGUUGGAAUUAUCAACUCCAAGGAUAAUUCCUAACAUAUGGAGUAUUAUUCUUAUUUGGAUUUCUGGUUUACAGGAGGUUAAUCCUCUUGUUGACUAGAAAUCUUUUGGUUUAGCCUUUCCUAAGAUCCUUUCCGAAUUGCAUACAUAGGCUCUCUGACUUGGUGAUUAAAACUGAAAAUUGUUGCAAACAUUGGCUGUAAUUAUGUACUAUGUUCUCAGGAUGCUUCCAGAAGCUUUCAUGAGCCUGUUCAGAUUAGUUUCCUUCUGACCACUAACAGCAGUUUCUUUGGGUCCUUCUGAAUAGGCAGUCAACAAACCACAAUACUUCUAGGACCUUUGUACUUCAUUUGAACUAUGAGUCCAGUUCUUCCUGAUGCAGUAGCUAUGUACAUUGGGUUCAGGUUAAUAGGAUAUCAUCACCCUCAGGUUGCAUACAUCAGUUUGUGUGUGUGUAUGUGUGUGUUUCUAUACACACACACACAUAAAUGCCCAUAUAUAGUAGGCUUUUCGAUUCAUUAACAGAAACGAAUGUUUUGUAGAAUGAAGCAUUAUUAAAAAAAGCACACACACAGCAAACCACCAAAAUACAUGGAGCCACAGAGGUGGUCUGACUUUGUAUUCAGAAGUCUACGAUUAAUGUUUUGUACAACAAUCACGCACAAAGUUGUUUUUUGAGAGUCAUGUUUAGUAUUUCAGGAAACUGAAAUGACAAUGAUGUCUGUUUAAAUAUGAGAAACGUUUUAAAUAUAUAUGUGUUCAUUUGGCCUUUAGAGGUUACACGGUCAUAUAAACAUGUUUCUAUUUCAUUUCUGUUUUGAUGUCAUAGGAUUUUUAAUGAAACAAAACUCAACUGAAAUAAAUGACAGUUUUCCUCUUCA
Molecule: messenger RNA, 5820 nt
Organism: Marmota monax (woodchuck)
Lineage: Eukaryota; Metazoa; Chordata; Mammalia; Rodentia; Sciuridae
Gene: Abcc4
Product: ATP binding cassette subfamily C member 4
Exons: 31
Coding region: 148-4125 (1325 amino acids)
Biological process (GO): monoatomic ion transport; transmembrane transport
Cellular component (GO): plasma membrane
Molecular function (GO): ATP hydrolysis activity; ABC-type transporter activity; ATP binding
Source: RefSeq, a predicted model, not a curated record